Molecule: messenger RNA, 576 nt
Organism: Papaver somniferum (opium poppy)
Lineage: Eukaryota; Viridiplantae; Streptophyta; Magnoliopsida; Ranunculales; Papaveraceae
Exons: 1
Coding region: 1-576 (191 amino acids)
Molecular function (GO): RNA-DNA hybrid ribonuclease activity; nucleic acid binding
Source: RefSeq, a predicted model, not a curated record
AUGAAUCUGGCUGCUUGUAUUAUGUGGAACAUAUGGAAAUCGAGGAAUGAUCUGAUUUUCAAUAAUAUUUCUCCUUCGACAUCUCAAUGCAUCCAAAAAACAUUACAAGACUUCCAUUUGUUUGAUUUGCACCAUGCUCUUAAUUACUGCUCUGACAUUGAUAUAAAUCAAAAUAAUGCAGUUUCAAGGGAACUUCCUCCUUCUGGUGUUGUUAAAGUAAACGUGGAUGCUUCUUUCAACAAUGGGAAUGUUGCUGCUGCUGCUGCAGCGGCUGUUGAUUCUUACGGAAAUCACCUGGGAAGUGGUUCUAUUUGUUUUCAUACUAUAUCUUCCACAGUUGCAGAGGCUAAGGCUUAUGGACUCGGCAUUCAACUGGCGGAUAGACUUCAAGUACCAAGAAUCAUUAUGGAGGGUGAUGCUUCAGAUAUCCCGAAAGCCAUUAAAGGAAAUAUACAAGCGAAAUAUCAUGGGGUAUUCGUUCCACAGUUCUCUCUAUCAGAGAUCACGUCAAGAAAUUUAGUGAAGUUAGUUUCACAUCAGUUUCUAAAGACGUUAAUUCUAUUGCGCAUAAUUUAG